Molecule: messenger RNA, 1800 nt
Organism: Jatropha curcas
Lineage: Eukaryota; Viridiplantae; Streptophyta; Magnoliopsida; Malpighiales; Euphorbiaceae
Product: alpha/beta-Hydrolases superfamily protein
Biological process (GO): proteolysis
Molecular function (GO): serine-type exopeptidase activity; dipeptidyl-peptidase activity
Source: RefSeq, a predicted model, not a curated record
AAAGAUUCACUCUUGACAACGGAUACUGAACUUUGCCUCAUCUUUUUACCUCUCUCUGCUAAAACCAAACAAAAAAUGAAAAGCAAUUAACAAGAAGACAGAUAUAAAGAAAGAAAAGCAACUGAGCUUCAAUCCCUUAACCCUCAUCUCUGCAGAGAGAUAGAAGAGAAAAAACAAUGUCGUCUUGUUUAUCUCUUCUGCUACUUCUUUUUCCCAUUCUUGGAACAUUACCAACUGCUAAUUCACUGCCUGCAUUUUUCCCUAGAGCAGGUUACUACCAAUAUCUAACUAAAGAAUCAAAGGUCAUAAACCAAAAAAUCCCUUACAAGACCCAUUACUUUCCUCAGAUUCUUGACCAUUUUACAUUUCAACCGAAGAGCUAUGAAAUCUUUUACCAAAAGUAUCUUAUCAAUGGCCAAUACUGGCAUAGAGGAGCUCCUAUCUUUGUUUACACUGGAAAUGAAGGUGACAUUGACUGGUUUGCAGCCAACACUGGUUUCUUGCUGGAUAUUGCUCCAAAGUUCAGGGCUUUACUUGUUUUUAUUGAACAUAGAUUUUAUGGGGAGUCGUUGCCAUUUGGGAAGGACUCAUACAACUCCGCAGAGACGUUAGGGUACUUGAAUUCACAGCAAGCAUUGGCUGAUUUUUCAGUUUUGAUAAGGAGCUUGAAGCAGAAUCUUUCCUCCGAAGCAUCUCCUGUGGUGGUUUUUGGUGGCUCUUAUGGAGGAAUUAUUCAUCCUCUAUAUCUGUCAGUGCUGGCAGCCUGGUUCAGACUGAAGUACCCGCACAUUGCCAUUGGUGCGGUGGCAUCAUCAGCCCCUAUUUUGCAGUUUGAUGACAUUACUCCUCGGUCAAGCUUCUACGAUGCUGUAUCCCAGGAUUACAAGGAGGCAAGCUUGAAUUGUUAUGAGGUGAUAAAAGGGAGCUGGACAGAGCUGGAGGCAUUCUCAGCUCAGAAAGAAGGGUUGCAUGAACUAAGCAGAACAUUCAGAACCUGCAAAGAUCUUCGUUCACUAGAUUUUGUCUGGGACUGGCUAUGGUCUGCUUUUGUUUACACAGCCAUGAUGAAUUAUCCAACUGAGGCAAAUUUUAUGAUGCCACUACCUGCCUAUCCUGUGAAAGAGAUGUGCAAGAUCAUUGAUGGAUUUCCACCAGGGGCUUCUAAGAUUAGCAGGGUUUUUGCAGCUGCAAGCUUAUAUUACAACUAUUCUCAUGGUGAGAAAUGCUUUGAGUUGGAAAAUGAACAUGAUGCUCAUGGCCUUCAUGGUUGGAACUGGCAGGCAUGUACAGAGAUGGUCAUGCCGAUGACUUGCUCUAAAGAGAGCAUGUUUCCUCCAUCUGGCUUUGAUUACAAAGAGUUCUCAAAAGGAUGCAAGAAAAAAUAUGGGGUCAUGCCUCGACCGCAUUGGAUCACUACUGAAUAUGGUGGCAAAAGAAUCGAUCAAGUAUUGAAGAGAUCUGGUGGCAACAUUAUAUUCUCUAAUGGGAUGCAAGAUCCUUGGAGCAGAGGAGGCGUCCUGAAGAAUAUAUCUUCUAGCAUCAUUGCACUUGUGACCGAUAAGGGAGCUCAUCAUGUUGAUUUUAGAUCUUCAAUGAAAGAUGAUCCAUAUUGGCUUAGAGAACUGAGAAGCCAGGAAGUUGAGAUCAUUAGCAAGUGGAUAGAUGAGUACUACGCAGAUUUGAAACUGAGGGUAGAUAAUGCAUAAGGUUUAGAUUUACUCAGCAGGAACAUGUUCAAGGCUUGGUGAUAUGUUCUUUCAAUUCUCAAUUUACAAAUGUUCAUUUUUUUUUUUUUUUUUU